Leptopilina boulardi is the source of this 1546-nucleotide messenger RNA. RefSeq names its product vitamin K-dependent protein C-like. Gene Ontology annotation, biological process: proteolysis. The coding region runs from base 112 to 1038 and encodes 308 amino acids. The record is from RefSeq and is a predicted model, not a curated record. Lineage: Eukaryota; Metazoa; Arthropoda; Insecta; Hymenoptera; Figitidae. The transcript is spliced from 7 exons. Gene Ontology annotation, molecular function: serine-type endopeptidase activity.
CGGAACCGCGAGUAUAUGUGUGCAAGAUUUCAUCAAAGUUUUUUUUUUUAUGCGGGCUAAACAAACUUUUUCUACGGCGCCAGUAUUCAUCAAGCAGUCAAGAGAAAAGUCAUGACACUACAAGACAUUGUUAAAUUUCUUCUUUGUAUCAUUUUAAUUAAUCGAUUUGAGACUUAUGCUAAACAACAUUUUCACAAUGACACAAACAUUAAAAUAGAUUCACGUGCAUUUCUUGAUUUUAUACUUGGAAGAGCCAAUUUCUGCGGCGUUUGUUUAUGUGGACGCUCCAAUAAAUAUGGUGCUCGAUUUUUGGGUGGAGAAUAUACAGAAUCACACGAAUUUCCAUGGCUCGCGAAUAUUUUAAUUAAAUCAAAUAUUCUCAUUAGUGGGGUUUUGAUUAAUAAUCAGUACGUUUUAACUGCAGCGAGUCCGCUUGUUAAUUCAACGCCACAGGAAGUAAAAGUAUCUUUAGGAGAAUAUGAUAGAUGCAAUUUGGAUAUUUCAUCAAUAAACAUAAGUGUGGAACACAUAUACAUACAUCCGGAAUUUAAUAUUGAAUCAAAAGCUCAUGAUUUAGCUUUAAUUCGUUUUAGUCGUCCGAUUAAAUUUGAAAAAAGAAUUUCACCUAUUUGUUUGCCAAAUGCAGGAUUCACAUAUAUAGAUCAGGUUGGAACAGUGAGUGGAUGGACCGUAAGUACAACAUCCGCGGAAAUUAAUAAUCGAACAUGUAGACCAAGAAAAAUGGGUCUUCCAAUAAUGGGCAAAAAUGAAUGUAUAAAAUCUGGAGUCAAUGCUAUUAAUUAUCAUGAUGAUAGCGGAUGUAUUGGAAUCGUUGGAGGAAAUUCAAUUAUUUGUAAUAACGAUGCAGGUAUUUCCGUGCUUCAUAGAUCAUAUUUCCAGGUUCACGACAUUAUUGGUAUUUUUUCUGAUGUUAAUGAAUGCAAUGGUGAACCGCGAGCUGCAGUUUACACAAGAAUUGGCCCGCAUCUCGAUUGGAUUUUACAACAAACAAAAGAUGCAUGUUAUUGUUUAAAAUAAGAUAAAAUGAAUUUAAUUAUAUUUUUAAUUAAUUCCCUAUAAUGAAUAUAAAUAUAUAAUCAAUUUUUUUAUAAAAUGCAAUAAACACAUAAAAUUUAUAGAAUAAAAAAAAAUUAAUAAUUGUAAUAAUCUGUUACAAAAAAAAAAGGAGUGGAAAAUUCUAUUGAUUUUUUUUUAUUAUAAAAUUGAAAUUAGAAACUGAUCGACAUUAAAUCUUCGAAAAGUAACUGUGAAGACAUCGUAUAUAUUGAAUUUAUUCGCAUCAUAAACAACUCAACGUCAGAUGCUGUUGCUUAUAUAUAGAUGGCAAAGUAGUUUAGAUCGAACAUUUGCGGUAACUCUUUUCUCAAUUCACGACGAGACAGUUUUAAUACAGUGAAUUUUAUCCCGAGAAUUUAAAAAUUGAAAUAAGAUGAACAAAAUUUGUGCACAAUAAAUGAGAAAUCAAUACUGUAUAAUUAUAAGUGUAGAAUAAAUAAAAAAUGAUAAAAAUAAUAAUUUAAAAUUA